AUGUCUUUUACACGCGCCAUUCCUCGCGCUACCAGCACCAUCGUCCGCACACAAUCAGCAGUUCUCAACCAAGCACGAAAUUUGUCUAUCACCGCAGCCCGAAAGUCAGCAGAUCAUGGUGACCACUAUGAGCCACCGAGCGGAUGGUUAUUUGGAGUGAAACCUGGAGAGAAGGCCGAGAAAGAGGGAUGGGAAAAUUUAUGGGUGUACGGGUUUUUUGGAACUUGUGCUUUUGGAAUUGUGGGUUAUGCGGUCAAGCCAGAUACCUCGAUACAAACAUGGGCAUUAGAAGAAGCACGCAGAAGGUUAGAAGCCGAGGGGAUCUUGAAGGAGCCAGAAGACAAAUCAUAA
Messenger RNA from Botrytis deweyae, 351 nucleotides. RefSeq lists its product as uncharacterized. NCBI's taxonomy places the organism in Eukaryota, Fungi, Ascomycota, Leotiomycetes, Helotiales, Sclerotiniaceae. The transcript is spliced from 2 exons. The record is from RefSeq and is a predicted model, not a curated record. Bases 1 to 351 code for a protein of 116 amino acids.